AUGGCUAGCACAGUAGGACAGGCUGCGAUUGCCUGGGGUGCUGGCGAGCCCCUCUCCAUUGAGGACGUAGAGGUCUUGCCACCCCGCGCCGGCGAAGUACGCAUUCAGAUUCACCACACUGGUGUCUGCCAUACCGAUGCCUACACUCUUUCCGGCAAGGAUCCAGAGGGUGCUUUCCCUGUCGUCUUGGGUCACGAAGGUGCCGGUAUCGUCGAGUCCGUUGGUGAGGGUGUAACUUCCGUCAAGCCUGGCGACUAUGUCGUCGCUCUCUACACACCGGAAUGCCGCGAGUGCAAGUUCUGCAAGUCUGGCAAGACCAACCUGUGUGGUAAGAUUCGUGCAACUCAGGGUAAGGGUGUCAUGCCCGACGGCACUUCGCGUUUCAAGGCUCGCGGCAAGGACUUGCUGCACUUCAUGGGUACCUCCACCUUCUCCCAGUACACUGUGGUUGCCGACAUCUCUGUCGUCGCUGUCACUCCCAAGAUAUCCACCGACCGCUCUUGUCUUCUUGGCUGUGGUAUCACCACUGGUUACGGUGCUGCCGUCGUGACGGCCAAGGUUGAACAAGGUUCUAACGUGGCUGUCUUUGGUGCUGGCUGUGUCGGCCUUUCCGUCAUGCAGGGUGCCGUCAAGAACAAGGCUGGUAUGAUCAUUGCUGUUGAUGUCAACGACGCCAAGGAGGCCUGGGCCCGCAAGUUCGGCGCUACCCACUUCGUCAACCCUACCAAGCUGUCUGGAAAGACUAUUCAGGAGCACCUUAUUGAGAUGACUGACGGUGGCUGUGACUACACUUUCGAUUGCACAGGUAACGUCGGCGUCAUGCGCGCUGCUCUCGAGGCCUGCCACAAGGGCUGGGGUGAGAGCAUUGUCAUCGGUGUGGCCGCCGCUGGCCAGGAGAUUGCCACUCGACCAUUCCAAUUGGUCACCGGUCGUGUAUGGAAGGGAUGUGCAUUCGGUGGUAUCAAGGGUCGCACCCAACUCCCCGGUCUGGUCGACGACUACCUGAACGGCGAGCUGAAGGUGGACGAGUUCAUCACUCACCGUGAGCCUCUUGCCAACAUCAAUACUGCCUUCGAGCAGAUGAAGCAGGGCGACUGCAUCCGCUGUGUGGUGGACAUGAAAUAA
This is a messenger RNA of Penicillium verhagenii, 1125 nucleotides long. RefSeq names its product bifunctional alcohol dehydrogenase/S-(hydroxymethyl)glutathione dehydrogenase. NCBI's taxonomy places the organism in Eukaryota, Fungi, Ascomycota, Eurotiomycetes, Eurotiales, Aspergillaceae. The record is from RefSeq and is a predicted model, not a curated record. Bases 1 to 1125 code for a protein of 374 amino acids. Gene Ontology annotation, molecular function: S-(hydroxymethyl)glutathione dehydrogenase [NAD(P)+] activity; zinc ion binding. Gene Ontology annotation, biological process: formaldehyde catabolic process. The transcript has 5 exons. Gene Ontology annotation, cellular component: cytosol.